Molecule: messenger RNA, 2116 nt
Organism: Fukomys damarensis (Damara mole-rat)
Lineage: Eukaryota; Metazoa; Chordata; Mammalia; Rodentia; Bathyergidae
Gene: Purg
Product: purine rich element binding protein G
Exons: 2
Coding region: 1-873 (290 amino acids)
Biological process (GO): regulation of transcription by RNA polymerase II
Cellular component (GO): nucleus
Molecular function (GO): DNA-binding transcription factor activity, RNA polymerase II-specific; RNA polymerase II transcription regulatory region sequence-specific DNA binding; purine-rich negative regulatory element binding
Source: RefSeq, a predicted model, not a curated record
AUGGAAGGAGCCAGGCGCAGGGGAGGCGGCGGCGGCCGCGGCCGCGGAGGCAAGAAUGUAGGGGGCUCUGGCCUAAGCAAGGGUAGACUCUAUCCUCAGGCCCAGCACUCUCACUACCCGCACUACGCAGCUUCAGCCACCCCUAAUCAGGCUGGGGGCGCAACUGAAAUCCAAGAACUGGCCUCCAAACGAGUGGACAUCCAGAAAAAGAGGUUUUACCUAGACGUAAAGCAAAGCUCUCGGGGACGGUUCCUAAAGAUAGCUGAAGUCUGGAUAGGGAGAGGCCGGCAGGACAAUAUCAGAAAGAGUAAACUGACUCUUUCCCUGUCUGUGGCAGCAGAGCUGAAGGACUGUCUAGGGGACUUCAUCGAGCACUACGCCCACCUGGGCCUGAAAGGCCACAGGCUAGAGCAUGGCCACAGCAAAGAGCAAGGCUCCAGGAGAAGACAGAAGCACUCGGCACCCUCCCCACCAGUCUCAGUGGGAUCCGAAGAGCAUCCUCACAGUGUCCUCAAAACAGACUAUAUCGAGAGGGACAAUAGGAAAUAUUACCUAGACCUAAAGGAAAAUCAACGAGGUCGCUUCCUAAGAAUUAGACAAACCAUGAUGCGGGGGACUGGAAUGAUAGGUUAUUUUGGCCACACUUUGGGCCAAGAACAGACUAUUGUCCUCCCUGCACAAGGAAUGAUUGAGUUUCGUGAUGCCUUGGUUCAGCUGAUUGAAGACUAUGGUGAAGGAGACAUAGAAGAACGAAGAGGUGGAGACGAUGACCCACUUGAACUCCCAGAGGGGACUUCUUUCAGAGUGGACAAUAAAAGGUUCUACUUUGAUGUGGGCUCUAAUAAAUAUGGAAUUUUCCUGAAGUCAGCCUAGUGAAGUAUAAACGUUGAAGCGUCCACAUAGAUGUGCUGCUCUAUAAGUGUUGCCUCUUCAGGAAAUUGGUAGGUGAUUUAUACAAGAGAUGUAGUUCAACAGAAAAAGCAUUGGAUAAUUUUUUCAAUAGGGUUGAACUUUCUCAAGUUAAACAUAACAUCUUUCUGACAUUUAUAAGGAUAGGCUAAGAACAAACUUCACUUUCAUUUUUGUUUGGGAGCAGAAUACCUUAAAAAGAAAAUAUUUUUUUCAUAAUAUUACUUAUUUUUAAGUAUCUCUCUGGUAGCCAUUUUUUCAAUAUCUAGUUUUCAGCAUUUUACUAUAUGUAAAAUCAUAGAGUCAUCAUUACAUGGUCUGGAAAGAAGUAAAAAUUUUCAGAAGUCUAUCCUCAUAAAGGAGAGACUAAAGGCAAAUUCCAUGUCAGUCAUUUAGUUUAUUUCUUUGUUUUGUUUUUAAAAUAAGAUAUAUUAACCCAAAGGUGUGUUAAUGUCAAGGCAUGAACAAUCUUAAAUGUAGACCUACUGAGUAUUUUGUGAUGCUGAGUAAAAGACUUUUCAAAUCUCUGUGAUGCUGAGUACUUUCCUUAGAAAGUUUUGUUUAAUGUUAGAUUGUCGUUCUGAAAGAUGUUGGUCCUAGUGGGAUUUUUAAACACUUGGAAAACAAAAAACGCAUGUAUUACAAGUAUAGAUAUGGUGAAUUGUAAACUUGCCGUAUAGUACUGAUUCUAUUUUCAAAAAUGUUUCACUGUUAAAUAUAGACAACAUGAAAUUGCUGCCAUUCUGUAACUGAGUACUUUUUCCUAAAUGACCCUGUUAUCACUAUUCCAGAAUUAGACAUUGGGCAGAUAUAUGAUUAACUCAUGUGUCUGCACAGAUGCUUCAAGGUAUAUUCUUCUCUUGGUGAGUAAAACAAUAGUUUCCUUGGCAUCGAUGCAUUGAGACUUGAAUAUACCUGUAUCUAUUCUUAUUGCUCAUUUCUUAUGCAGUAUCUUCUCAUAUGCUAAAACUGGCCCAGGCACAACUAAAAAUUGAGGGUUUGUUACAUGCUUUCUAACAGAAAGGUUUUCAAUGAUAUUAAUUAUGGGUUUGUACUGGGAAAAUAGUGGAACUCCCUCUUCAAUUUCAUAUUUGCUAAAUUUAAAUUAAUAUUUUUUCUUUAGCUCACAAAUUACCCUAAAUCCAGAGAGAAUAUCAACCCUUUUCACUGUUGUCAAACCAACCAUAAGGAACAGCCCUAUGAUACU